UCAGUUGACGAAGAGCUUUUGCCGGUGCCACAUUCUCUCGCUCUUCUCUUUCCUUUUUGCGGCUCUCGUUAAACGGAUCCACGUGCUGUGUGUGUUGGAGGGAGGCCCUGCACAUACAAUGGAUGAAUGGGAAGAAAAUUGUGGUUGAGAUUGGCCAGUAAGGCACAAGAGCUGUGUCUGCAGUGAGUAAACUCAAAGAGUGGGGUGCGGGGGUGGGUGGAAUUUCAUGGUGAAGGAGUGUAUUAGGUGUGUGUGGAGUGUUGGGAUUUUUAUUGCGCGACCAUCGUUAUCUUUUGUGUCCAAACGAAGACAUGACAUUGUGCGGCUGGUGCUUUGUGUCGAAGCACAAAAGGCACCGGAACAAUAGUAUCGUGUCAUCGCAGCAGAAUCAGGAUGCCGUCGUCACGACGGAGGUUACAACGGCAAACAAUAUGCGAAAGGAGCAGGCACCACCAUCAGGUGAUGGAGGUGCUGCUUCAACGGCAGUGGGCUUAAAAGUUACGCCAGAGGUGACAACGAAAGUAAUUAGCAGGGAUGAUGAUGUCGAUGACGAUGGAAAUCCAAGAAACAAAUGUGCCCUCAAACCGGGGCAUUCGCUCAUGGAUUGGAUCCGCCUUGGGAGUUCUGGCUGUGAUUUAGCGGGCACGAAGGGUGUCGUGAGCCCCGUGAGUCACGCAGAAUUGGCCAAGCACUGCAAGAAGGGCGAUGCGUGGAUUGCAAUUCGCGGAAAAGUCUACAAUGUUACGCGUUACAUGGAUUUCCAUCCCGGAGGAUCUGAUGAAUUGAUGCGUGGCGUUGGGAAGGAUGCUACCAAGUUGUUUGAAGAGGUGCACGCAUGGGUGAACUAUGAGCAAUUGCUGGGAAAAUGCUAUAUUGGUCCCCUGAGGAAUGUGGCUACGUUGAAUUUGGACGGUUUGGACUUUCCGUCGGGGCAAAGCAAUAAAACCCAAUCCCCCACAUCGGCCAAUAAUGGGGGAUUCCGUCUCCCCUUUAGCAUAUCCCUCACACCAACACCCACACCCACGGCCCCCCCAACACCGGAGAAAACGCCGGACAUUCAGCCACGCUUCGAUUGGAUUCAGAAGACCUCAGAUCUCACCAUUAUCUUCUACACGAAAUCCCUCUGCAAUCCGGGCUUGACGGUGGAGCAACUCACUGAUGUCGAUACGGAAGUUCGGGUAAUAGUUGAACGGCAAACUUUCACGUAUCACCUGAAAUUUGCUCAUGAAGUUCAAUGGCCGUGCGUGACACGCAUUGCCCUUGAAUCGGGGAAGGUUGAGCUGAUCUUCCGGAAGGCCCAACCAGCUCUUUGGACCACCUACGGGACAAUGGAGCGAAAGAGGGGUGGUGGGGAUGUCGAACCGAAAGAAUAUGAUGCAAUAACGUGCCACAAAUUCAAUCAUGAUUCCUACGCAAUUGUCCUACGGCCCAAAAGGAAACUCCUUCAAGUUCAACCAAUUGGGUAUCAUAUUAGUGUCACAGUUCGUGUUCAAGGUACUGGUGAAGCAACACGAAGCUACACCCCUGUGCCAGGACUCUAUUUACCCGUGCCAUGUCCCGGAAGUUGCCUAGCAUUGCUCGUGAAGAGCUACACUAGUGGCAUUGUAUCCAAGUCCCUGACAAGUAGCACCUCAGCAGGAUCUGCAUUCAGGGUGUCACAGCCACGUGGAAAUUUUGCCUUGUACCGCCUCAAGAAUCACUGCAGGAUUGCCCUUUUGGCAGCUGGGAGUGGCAUAACACCCAUCUUGGGGAUUAUUGACUAUCUCCUCGAAAGGAGCAACAACAGAAUAGAACUUUUAAAGUUGCUGUACUUUAACCGAACUGAAGAGGACAUCUGGUGCCGCGGGAAAUUGGAGGCAAUUGCCAAUAAGGAUACGAGAUUUUCUGUGCGGCACAUUCUGUCGGAGCCAAAGGGCACAUGGGGUGGUGAACGAGGGAGGAUUUCUGAUGAAAUUGCCACGGAUUUGGCAUCUCGCACCUCUCCAACCUCCGCCAUUACGUUUUGCUGCGUAUGCGGACCACCACCGUUCAAUGACGCCGCCAUUACACAUCUCGCUGGUGCAGGAUUCACCAGUGAUGACGUCCACGUGUUCCAGGGAUAGUUACACACCCCCUGCCGUGAAGGAUGUUCUUUGGUAAUGUAGCUUUCACAAAAAAAAAUUCUUCUCUCGUAGCUUAAAGAAAUAUUCCGUUUAUAGACAAUGCACACACUUAGGGAAAAUCUUUUACUGCGUGUACAGAUUUAGCAAAAAAAAAAGGGGAAAAAGGGUUAAGGGAUGAAAGGUUAUAGUGUAAAAAAUUAUAUCUAAAUGCAUUUAGGAUAGUUUUAGGCCAAUCAAACUUGCACCAAAAAUGAUUUUAAAAAAAAAUUAUUUCCUUUACCUCAAACACAUUGUUAAGCAAUUGAAUUGAUUGAAUUUUAUUAAUUUAUUUAUUUUCAUCAAUAUUUUACUCCUUUUGAUGGUAUAUAGAAUAUCGGGAGAGAUGUUUUGUAAAUCUGAGUUACUGAUGGAGUUCGGAAAAUAAUCUUUUACAAAACUGCUUCCGAAUUAAUUUCAUUAACGUGUCUUUGAAGAUUCACGCAUAGUAUAACCCAAAAACACAUUUUAGUGUUGUUAAAAUUGUUUUUCUGGUUAAAGCUUUAAACCGGAUCUGAAAACAUAAAAAAUCUUUAAAAAAAAUAUAUAACUAAACAUUCUUAGAAAUCAACAAGCCCUAAGUGUUAUGAACCUAACUUCCAAAAUAAAGAGAAAAGGAAGUAUUUCUGUGGAAGUUAGGUUCAUAACACUUUUAAGGGCUUUUUAGUAAAUUUCUCUGGGAAGCCUAAAAUUUCAAAGGGGUUUAAAAAAAUCAAGAGAUCCAUGUUGGUCUUGCGAAAACUCUACAAAGCUUAAAAAAGAAAA
Messenger RNA from Lutzomyia longipalpis, 2903 nucleotides. RefSeq names its product cytochrome b5 reductase 4. Bases 312 to 2102 code for a protein of 596 amino acids. The transcript is spliced from 7 exons. Lineage: Eukaryota; Metazoa; Arthropoda; Insecta; Diptera; Psychodidae. Gene Ontology annotation, molecular function: oxidoreductase activity; heme binding. The record is from RefSeq and is a predicted model, not a curated record. Gene Ontology annotation, biological process: generation of precursor metabolites and energy; superoxide metabolic process. Gene Ontology annotation, cellular component: endoplasmic reticulum.